This is a messenger RNA of Venturia canescens, 1449 nucleotides long. RefSeq names its product elongation of very long chain fatty acids protein AAEL008004-like. Lineage: Eukaryota; Metazoa; Arthropoda; Insecta; Hymenoptera; Ichneumonidae. The transcript has 5 exons. The coding region runs from base 342 to 1199 and encodes 285 amino acids. Gene Ontology annotation, molecular function: fatty acid elongase activity. Gene Ontology annotation, biological process: fatty acid elongation, polyunsaturated fatty acid; sphingolipid biosynthetic process; fatty acid elongation, saturated fatty acid. Gene Ontology annotation, cellular component: endoplasmic reticulum membrane. The record is from RefSeq and is a predicted model, not a curated record.
UUUAGUCUUCGGUGGUAGUCCGCGGUGGCUGGGUGGGUUGGAGGGUUCUUCUUGGAUAACAUUCUCCACCAACUUCGAGAAGUACAAGCUGCAACAGUUUAGCGAAGUUGACCGACCUUCAAAAACAACAACCUUUGCAAUUGCGGACAAGCCAGGGUCAUUUAGAACGUCAGUCAACUGACAUCCAUUUUAAUAAUAAAGCAACGAAAGAAAAUUCCUGGUCCGGAGACAAAUUUCACGACGAUUUUAUCAUCAUCGAUACCGUCUAGAUGCGAGUUAAACCUUAAUCAAUAGUUAUUGUCGAACGAUAGUGACAGUGAAACAAAGAACAAAUUACCACCAUGGCAACGAUAAUCAAAGCUUUGCUUCGAGGCUACCACUACAUGAAUGAUGAAAUAUCAGAUCCUAGAACGUCCAACUGGUUCUUAAUAGGUUCACCAUGGCCUGGUGCACUAAUUAUCUUUUCUUACCUAUAUUUCGUCCAAGUUUGUGGACCCCGAUGGAUGAUUAACAAAAAACCAUACAAUUUGUACAGUAUAAUGCAGAUAUACAAUGUCGUGCAGAUAGCACUAAGUGCGUAUUUACUUUACAAGGCACUGGAACUUGGGUGGCUAGGAUAUUACAAUUUCACAUGUGAGCCCGUCGAUUACUCAAUGAAUCCUCGAUCGCUAGAGAUCGCGUCGACCGUGUGGCUGUAUUUCAUUGUCAAAAUCAUUGACCUUCUGGAUACGGUAUUUUUUGUACUGCGAAAGAAACAAAAUCAAGUCUCGUUCCUCCAUGUAUAUCAUCACGCUGGUAUGGUCUUCGGUGGUUGGGCUGCCGUCAAGUAUCUUCCCGGUGGCCAUGUCACAUUUUUAGGCUUGAUCAAUUCCUUUGUUCACGUGGUAAUGUACACUCACUAUCUGGUAACAUCGUUGAAGAUUGGAAAACCAUGGUGGAAAAAAUACGUAACUCAACUUCAACUAGCACAGUUUAUUCUCGUACUCUAUCAUUUCGCCCAGUUGCUCUGGAUACCGGACUGCGGAUUUCCAAAAUGGCCAGCCGCCAUCUUCAUACCUCAGAAUCUCUUCAUGAUCGUUCUUUUCUCCGAUUUUUAUUAUAAAACCUAUAUCAAGAAACGACCCCACGGAUUCAAAGAGCAUAAUCAUGAAAAUGGAGUGAAAGAAUCACCCACGAACGGAAAAUCCAAAAUCCAAUAGACACAGAUGACAGAUCUCAGAUUUCUUCUUACCGUCAAAGAUAUCUAUUGUCAGCACCUUUGAAUUAUUGAGGGAGGUAACUGCGAGGAACCUUUGGUUAGAACUGUACAGUUAUCAAAAGCCUCUGACCAUCGAAACCCUGCAGUUAAUUCCUCAUUCCUAUGAAAAUCUGUAAUAGACGUAUUGUUAUUUCCAACUCAAGGACCGAUGUAUAUUUGAAACAAUUAUAACAAUAUUUUGAUAACCUAAA